AUGAGAACCAAUCACUUGGAAGAUGCAAAUAAACUUUUCUUGAAAGGUGCUAGAGAUGGGAUGAGAGCAACAGAUCAGCUUUAUGAUAUGAUGAUUGAAGAAGAUUGCAAAGCUGGAGAUCAUUCUAAUGUCGAAAUGGAGGCAGCUGGCUACAUGUGGAUUCCCAAGGUUGCUUAUGCGACAUUUGAAAAUAUGGAGUAUGGCCAAGAUUUUGUGAAGCCCGACACUGAGACAUAUAACUGGGUGAUCCAAGCCUAUACAAGAGCUGAGUCAUAUAUGAUAGGUAAUUCAUAUGAGGAAGCAAUUAGACAUUUUCGUGUGCUGAAAAAAUUUGAAGGAGGAACAAUAGUUUUCCUCAAUGCAGGGAACUUUGAGGAUCCUCUCUCUUUGUAUCUCCGGGCUUUGUGUCGAGAAGGAAGAAUUGUCGAUCUUAUAGAUGAUGCAAUGCGCAAAGAUAACCAAUCUAUACCUCCAAGAGCCAUGAUUAUGAGCAGAAAAUAUCGAACACUAGUACAUAGGUUUAUAUACUCAAACCCUAUUGAAACUUCCAUUAAACAGAGAUGCCUUGAAGAUUGGAAAAUUCACCAUAGGAGGCUCUUGAGAACCUUACAGAGUGAAGGUCUUCCAGUUUUAGGAGAUGCAUCAGAAUCUGAUUACAUGAGAGUGAUUGAGAGAUUACGGAACAUAAUAAGAGGUCCUGCACAGAAUCUUUUGAAGCCGAAAGCAGCAAGCAAGAUGGUUGUAUCAGAGUUAAAGGAAGAACUUGAAGCUCAGGGUUUGCCAAAUGAUGGAACAAGGAAUUUUCUUUACGAGCGAGUCCAAAAAGCAAGGAGAAUAAACAAAUCUCGAGGUCGACCUCUUUGGGUUCCUCCAAUUGAAGAAGAAGAGGAGGAGGUAGCUGACGAAUUAAUAUGUCGAAUCAAGCUACAUGAAGGAGACACGGAGUUCUGGAAACGUCGGUUUCUUGGAGAAGGCUUGAUUAGAACUUCAGUUGAAUCCAACGAAACAGCUGAAACAGUAGCUACAGUUGAGUCGGAGAACAAAAUUAAAGAUGUUGCAAAAGAAGUUGAUGAUGAUGAGGAGGAGGAAGAACAGGAAGGGGAUGAUGAAAAUGAGGAGGAAGAAGUGGUAGUUGCAGAAACUGAGAGGUCGAGCAGAAGGAGAGGAUUUAGUUAA
Messenger RNA from Camelina sativa (false flax), 1176 nucleotides. The record is from RefSeq and is a predicted model, not a curated record. NCBI's taxonomy places the organism in Eukaryota, Viridiplantae, Streptophyta, Magnoliopsida, Brassicales, Brassicaceae.